Messenger RNA from Penicillium mononematosum, 465 nucleotides. RefSeq lists its product as uncharacterized. The transcript is spliced from 5 exons. The coding region runs from base 1 to 465 and encodes 154 amino acids. Gene Ontology annotation, molecular function: nucleoside diphosphate kinase activity. The record is from RefSeq and is a predicted model, not a curated record. NCBI's taxonomy places the organism in Eukaryota, Fungi, Ascomycota, Eurotiomycetes, Eurotiales, Aspergillaceae. Gene Ontology annotation, biological process: GTP biosynthetic process; UTP biosynthetic process; CTP biosynthetic process.
AUGUCCGCCAACGAGGAACAGACUUUCAUUGCCAUCAAGCCCGAUGGUGUCCAGCGUGGCCUCAUUGGACCCAUCAUCUCUCGCUUCGAGAACCGUGGCUUCAAGCUCGUUGCCAUGAAGCUCACCUCCCCAGCCAGGAGCACCUCGAGAAGCACUACGCUGAUCUCGCCACCAAGCCCUUCUUCAAGGGUCUCGUCGCCUGUUAACAUGCUGAGCGGCCCCAUCUGCGCCAUGGUCUGGGAGGGCAAGGACGCCGUCAAGACCGGCCGCGUUCUCCUCGGUGCCACCAACCCCCUGGCUUCCGCCCCCGGUACCAUCCGUGGUGACUACGCCAUCGAUGUCGGCCGCAACGUCUGCCACGGUUCCGACUCCGUCGAGAACGCCAAGAAGGAGAUUGCUCUCUGGUUCGGUGCCUCCGAGAUCCUCAAGUACACCUCCGCCCAGGCCGCUUGGGUUUACGAGUAA